Molecule: messenger RNA, 9271 nt
Organism: Chelonia mydas (Green sea turtle)
Lineage: Eukaryota; Metazoa; Chordata; Testudines; Cheloniidae
Gene: AMER3
Product: APC membrane recruitment protein 3
Exons: 3
Coding region: 147-3197 (1016 amino acids)
Biological process (GO): regulation of canonical Wnt signaling pathway
Cellular component (GO): plasma membrane
Molecular function (GO): phosphatidylinositol-4,5-bisphosphate binding; beta-catenin binding
Source: RefSeq, a predicted model, not a curated record
GGGGAGAGCAGUAGUAGUACAGCCCCUCAGAGUCUGAAAAGCAUCACAGGAGCCUCUGGAUAAAGAUACUCAUCCUCAGCAAGAAGACUAUAGUAGAGAGGAUUACUGCUGAAUGGUGAAACAUGAAACAAAUGUGAUGAAGCAGCAUGGAGCUAAGGAGAGGAAAGACCUUCAUAAAAUCGAGUUUGCAGCCGACUUCUGAGAAAGCGCCAUUGGUGGACGUGAUUCCUACAGACAAGGAUGAUCUAGGAAAAGACAAAAGGGUAGCAGUCGAGGGGAUCAAAAGUGAUGUGGUCCUACCGGCAAGAUUGGCCACACACAAAAAUGACCGAUUUUCUAAUACAACAACAAGGAGCGGGGCAAGUGAAAACAUCUUAGCACCAUCUGGGUCUUCCUACAAACUGGUAAGAAAAAGUAAAACCCAUGACUGUGUGAUAGGGGUAGACAAAACAGAACGAUGCAGCCACAGUGAUAAAGCUUACAAGGAGGGCUUUUCAGCUCCAGAAAGAAGUAAAGGGCGACUCGUCAACAGCAGCAGCUUUUCCGGGGUGGGGAGCACCCUGAAUUCUAGUGGUAAGAAAGAGUCCAUGUUCAGCCCAAGCCAGUCCACUUGCAGCAGUCAGCAGAUGAUAGAUUACAGAAACUUUGUGCCACAGAUGCCUUUUGUACCAGCUGUAGCAAAAAGCAUUCCCAGGAAGAGGAUUUCCCUUAAGAGAUCUACAAAAGGGCUCCGGGAUAUAUUUCACAUGAAAAAAAACAAACCAGAGAGCCUAACACUGCUAGUUGAGAAGGGCAAGAGGCUGCCUUCUCCAGCAUGGAAGAGUGAGCUGUCAGGCAGGCUUGGGAAGUAUCUUUUCAAACCCAGAGAAACCUUUGCAGCUGACUGUUUGGCACAAGACCUCUCUGACAGCGAAAUGCAGUCUGAUUCCUCCUAUGACUACUGCAAUGCUCUGUGUGAAGAUGUCGCUUCUCUGAAGAGCUUUGACUCUCUCACUGGAUGUGGGGAAAUCUUUGCAGAUGAGAGCUCUGCUCAUUUGGAGCUGGAGAGCAGCAAAGAAGUGCUGGUGAGGCGAUCCAAGCACAAAGAGAGCCCUGCCCUGGGGUCUUUUCAAGGGGGGGUGGAACAGCUGGCAUCCCCUGCCCAAAAUGAAGCAGCUGACUUUGUGAAAUUUUGGGACAACAUCAACAAGUCGGUGCGAUUACAUCAGAGCACGUUAUUUGAUAGGAAGUUGUUGAAGAUACCCAGUCCUGAUUUGGAAAAGACUAAACAUGAAGCUGCUGCUUCAGUGACUGACCUGCUGGUGUCACCUGAUAAAGAUCCUCACAGUUCCAAAGAAAGCUCCAUAGAUACAGGGACACCAAAAAGUGACCACCAAGAAUCCACCUCCACCAGUGAUGAAGGAUACUAUGAUUCAUUCUCUCCCGGGCAGGAUGAUGAAAUGAAGGAGGCUCAGACUCCUGGGGUUCCAGGUAGAUUUCCAAGAGACAGUUACAGUGGCGAUGCACUUUAUGAACUAUUCUAUGAUCCUAAUGAAGCCAAAAUAAGCCCAGUCCUAGACGAUGAGCUGUGUAUGUCAGAAAGCAUUUCAGAACAGGCCAUUGAAAUCCCUUUGUCAAUUUACAGCUUUCAUGUGGGAGCAGAGGAGAAUAUGGCUUCACAGCCAGCUGUUGACAUCAUUAGCCAAGGGUUUCUUCACAGCACAUGGAAAGGUAAGGAAUGCUUGUUAAAGCUCUGUGAUACUGAACUUUCACUGACCAUGGGGAUAAUAAACUGGCUGCGAAAAAACCCAGGGUUGGUUUCCCCCACAGACCCGAUUAGGAGUCCCGAAUCACAGCUGGAAAAAAGUGGUGAUCCAUUGGUCUCCUGUAGUCCCAGUCCAUGCCGGAGUGAGCACAUAGCAGCUGAGGAGGAAAAACAAACCAAAGGAGAAACUGAUAUUUCUAAUCCAAAUUCUUCUUUGGCUGAUAACAAUGACAUGUCCCAGACGUGUUUAGGGGGCGUGGCUGAAAAAGACCAAAAGGAAGUUUCUUGGCCUCAUACAGCUAAUGGGCAUUCUCAGGUAACGGAGGAAAACUGCCCUGAGGACUCGUGUACUGAAUCUGGGCUUCAGGAAGCCAACAGCACUUCAGGUAAUGUGCCAAGAUCACAAGCUAUUGGAGACACUGUAGGGACCAGUUUGUCUGAAAAAGAGAAGAUGCCAGUUUCAGGAGAAUGCAAGGAACCUGGAGAUAAAGCCCCAUUAAUGGGUGACCUGAGCAUGGAGCCUGCUUGCCAGAGCUCUCAAAAUCCUUCGCUAAAUGAUAGCCAGGAAGUGGAAUCCUGUUAUUCUUAUAUGACUGCAGCAACUUCCCCAGUAGAUUCCCUAGAGACAGCAGUUGGCAAUAAAACAAUAUAUCAUUCUUUGUCUAUUUCCUGCGACAAGCCAAUGCAGCCUCUUACUCUGAGACACUUUCAAAACUACAUCAGCCCCACACAAAGGGAAAGUGACACUACUAUAGUGCAGCUUCUGGAACGUUGUGUCACUCAAGUUGCAUCCUUAAAAAUCAGCUAUGAAAACAAACAUCUGGAAGACAAAUGCAUCGGGAAUGAAAUGAACAACAUAAUUUGUAAGAUGUCUCAAUACAAAAACAAAAUAUUGUUGCAAAAUGAAUGCAACUGUAUCACCCAGAGUUUAGAAUACCCUGGUCUCCCUCUCACAAACCAAGAUAAUUAUGAGACAAGCCUCAAAGCCAGUAAUCCAUAUCAGUUGAAACAAAAUAAGGAACUAAUUUGUUCUAAAGAUCAGAAACACAGAACAAAUAUCCUAGAUCAUAUGAGUCAGGUCACCGGGAAUAAGAUAAAUUUUGAAUAUGCCCAGCUAAAUAAUCAAGCCCUCUCUUACAUAAAAGACUUUAGACUUGAACCCAGUCCAAGUGACUCUAACAGCAUGACACCCCUUACUAGGCCAACAUUUUUACCUCUCUUCAACUCCGUUUGCUCGGCUGUACCCAGUGAUUUUUCCCAAACCUGCACAAACAGGUCACUGGACAAACCAUUGCAAAGUAAUGAAUCUAAGCAGUGCAGCACAACCUCAUGCAGUUACACAGAGGGAUACUACCAAGGUCUAUCUGAAGGGGCCACUCUUCCUAGUAACCCAGAGGUGAGAACACAGACAGAGCAGGGACUGGCAAGAACCAUCAAUGACACACCACUGUAACAAGGUGCAACACUGAAGAAACCAGUUGUAAAUAAUGAUGGCUUCCCACCUGUGUGUUUAAAUGAAGCAAGUCACAAUGAGGCCAAGCUGGUGUCAUAAGCAACAAGGAUUUCUCACCAAGGGACCCAGUGGAGACUGUACAGGGGAAAAAUCAUCCUACUCUGUCAUCUUAACAACAAAUAUUGUUGGAGCUUAUGACACACACUCUUGAAUCCAGGUUUGCAAAUGGGCAAUAAACAUGCUCCAUUUUUCAAUUACAAUGAGUUUAUGGUGAAAGUUGUUCCAUAACAUGAAUGUGUAAUGAAAUGAAUAUAUUUUCUGUCAUAUUGCACCAUAUGAUGAAGUCUUUCAGGCGACAAAAAAUGCCAGUAUGUUUUUUUUUUAAAAUGCAAAUAUGUGCCGAAUAAGCAUUAACUUGGUUUAGAUAAUUUAGAGGAUUUUCAUUCUUUUGGAUAAUGUAAAUAUUGUGAAUUUCUACUGAACUUCACAGAAGUGCUUAAUAGAUUUUAUUGUAAUAGUUUAAUCAUCUUAAACUUGAUCAUGCAGAUUACAUUUGUACGCUGAGAUUUACCUGGUUUAAAACAUUUUGUAAAUAUGGAGAUAAAAAUAACAGGAAGUAUAAAAUGGUCUGCCCUAUAUUCUCCAAAGAAGUUUGUUUACUAUGUACCCUAGUUAUAGAGGGUUGUGUCUAAGAAUGACUAUUAAAAAGUUAUUACUUCUGUUUUAAGGUAAGAAAAACACCCUGUUUAAGUAUAAGACAGUGGUUUUAUUUAAUCCCAGAAAGUCUUAUUUUUCUAAUUUAGAACCCAGUUAGAUAUACCACUAAUCUCACUUUCAUUUUCUAUGAAGAAGCCUCUCAAGGUGGUUUAUCUCAAGAGCCAUUAUUUUCAAGAUAGUUCUAAUUUAUGCUUAAUUGCAAGAGGUCACAUACUGGAAGGGCACAGGAUUAUACUGGAUUGAAACUGGAUACAUAAAAAUUCUAUGGCCUGUAUAUUGGACUGUGAUCUAAUGGUCCCUUCUCGCCUUACAAUCUAUGAAAAGAACAUUAGAUCGUCUAGUCGAGUAUCCUGACUCAAAUAGGGUUUGACAUCUGAUGCUUUGUGGAAGGAAAAAAAAAAAAAUCCAUAAUGCAUGCAGACAAUUAUAUGGGGUGGAGAAUGAGGUGAGGGAAGAGGAUUCUUUCCUGACUUCCACAAGCAGUAAUUUUACACCUUGAAGCAUGAGAUGUGGUUACCCUUUGCUUGCACAUUUACAGCGGUUAGUCAAGUACUGUAGAUAGCUUUUAAAAGAGUGGACAACGUAGUGACUAUUAUCUAAAUUUUGCUGAAUCUGAAUUGGUACAAAAACAACAAUGCACUGAGAUGAGGGAUCUGUGAAAUGAAAUUCAGUGUUCCAGAGAUAGCAUAUAGUUUAAAAAAUGUCUCUCAUGGAUCGUUAUGAAAUAAAACCCUAGGAUCACCCAGGUUUCCAGUACAGGUCAUCUUCAGGAUGAAAGCAUUUGCCACAAAGAACCUGUCCUCUACAGUAUAGAGGACCAUUCGUGACCCUCCUUUGUUGCUGAGAUAUAGGUAAGGGUGGACUGCUAAGAAUUUACCAUUUAGAAUGUAAAAAGUCUAAAAUCACAAACAAUUCAUCACAUAGGCAUCCCUUCAGCAAUGCUAAGGUGACACACUAUUUGUGGGCUAACCAAAUAAUAAUAAACAUAUGACUCAACAGAAGAGGUUGUAUAAGAACCUGUUUUUCUUCACAAAACUGAUCUCUUUUAUUUUAGAAUUAUUCAACUGGCCUCUUAUCUUCACAGUUUAUUUCCAAACUGUCCUGCAAUAAUGAUGGCCAAUGAGAGAAUUUCUCCACAAAGUGACACAUGCUGGACCCUCCCCUUUUCCCAUGGAUCUAGGCUUAGGUAACAAGGGGUGGGGGGGAAGCAGAAGAGAGGAACAAAGCAAGGCAAUAGAAGUAGAAAAGAGCCAAUACUGUAACUAGAAUUAAUAGAAAUACAGACUACUACCAGCUUGCUCUUAUGCAGCACAUUCAUCCAUACCUGUCCUAGUGCUUUACAAAGGAGGUUAGUAUCAUUAUCCCCAUUUUACAGCUGGGUAAAAUGAGGCACAGGGAGGUGACGUGACUAGACCAGUUCUCAUGGUGCCCAGGAUUGCAAGUCUCCUCGUUACCCCCAACUCCAAAGUGAGGGAAACUUGUUUGUGCUUAGCUGGGUGUUGGCUCCUGAACACCACCAGUCUGUUAACCACCCAGGCACUUGCCUCUGGGCUAUGUCAACCCUUACUUUGCCUUGCAAGUUAACAAUAGGUGCACCCCAAUCCCCAAGUCCUCUUUGAAGCAUUCCCAUGAGAUAUCCAGCCCCUGAAUAGCCCCUGGCUACUCACAGACAUUCCAGAUCCAUUGUUCCCAAAGGAACAGAACACACAAGCUUGUGAGAUUCAGCUCACGUUCAAUACUUAGCUUAAUACCAGAUAUAUAUUUAUUUUGAAAAGAUUAUUAAGUUUAUUAUCAAAGAUUCAAGUAACAGUGAAACAAAUAGUUACAUAUAAAAAAAACCAAACACACACAGCUUUCUAGAGACUAAGCUUAACUAACAGGUUAACCUCCUGUUUAAAAAAGAUCUCACCCAAAAUCUUUUGCAGUAUUUUCAACCAAGGCUGGCUGAGAGCCCAUUUUUAUGAAUGAAAGCAUGCUGUCCAUUUACUUCCUAGGUGCAGGAUACCUGGGUGUCUUCUCUGCCUCUCAGCAAUACCCUCAAAGUUCACUGUCUUUACUCUUAGUCAGAAUAACCCCCACAUGGCUUGUUUUUUCCUGCGUGCACCUUCCUUGUUGAUUUCACAUCUCUUUGUUAACAUUUGACUUCAUAUAGAAAGAGGCAUCCAUUGCAUUAGCUUAGAAUGCAUAAUUUACAUCCUGACAGAGAUACACAUUUCUUACCUCCUGUCUAGAGCAAAGCCUCCUGUCUACAGCAAAACCGCUUUUUCCACCUUUGCUGGUGACUAAUACCUUGAUACAGACUUUAAAAAAAACCCCAUAUUUUCAGUAUAUAUACACACACACAACUCCUGACAGAGUAUCUGUACAUAUAUUUCACAACAAUAUUAAUGACCACUGUGACACUGACUUUCAUUUGAGCCCACACAUGGCAUUCUAUGGUGAACUAGAAAGCAGACACCUGCCCCAUGAGGUGCCUGUAACCCAUCUGCUUCUCCUUGCUGGUUGGCAUUUAGUGGUUCUUGGGUCACACUCAAGCGGUACUUGUUUCUUUAACUGGUAUCUGCUCUUCUCUUACUUUGGUUUUCUCCCUCCCCUAUCCCACCCACUGGCUCUGCGUGGGCCUCCUUGUCCCCCCUAGCUGCCUGGACUAAAAGUAUCUGGUAGGUUUUUUCCCUGCCACCACACCUGUACUUUGCCCAAAUGGUCUCCCUCACAGCAAAGAUUCCCCUCACCUUCCCCACCCCCCAUGGCUAGACCACAGAGAUUUAUGAGUCUACUACAACCUUUUAGCUUGGGCAGUAUAGGGGUACACUUUUAGACCCAGAGAGCCUGGGUUUGAUUCCUGCUGUCAGCAGGCCAACCAGGGGUGCUGCAUGACACAUGAGGGUGAAAAUGCAAACCACCCGUCUAUGCUAAUUGUCUCAGAGUUGCUAGCCUCAAUGGUUGCACAAAUGCUGAGAGAUAUGCAGAAAUUUUCAGCAAGGACAAGUAUGUAAUGGUGACACCUCAUGGCUCAUCUGGGGAAUUAGCUCACUACUGUCCAUGCCCCAUCCUACAGUUAGUCAGCCCUCCUGUUGCCUGUGUCACUAACUCUGCCUCUUCUGUGGCUCAUCCUUCCAGCUAAGUCACAAUCAUCUUCCCCUUCUGGGGUCUCUCUUCAGGCAGUCUCCAAACCCACUGCAACACUCCCACAGUGGAUUGUAAGGGAAGCCAGGGCCCACCUGUUUCUGCACAGGUGAUCAUCAUCCGUAAUUAAGCCUCAUCACAUCCUAGGUCUCCUUCAGGUGCAGCCUAUGGCUAAUUGUCCUCUCUUGCCAUUAACCCUGCCAGGACUCUCAUGGGGUGAAUGCCCCAUCAAAAAUAAUUAAAUCCAUUUUUUUUUCUUUGAACAUUAAAAAAAUAUUCAACCUUCUCAUGGCUCACCUUGAAUCAGGUGGCAAACAAAUAUAGCUGCCACCCGCUGGUUCAGCAGCAACUAUCUAGGAUAACCUGGUUACAUUGUAUAUGCUUCAUUUUCCUUGCAUGUGAAGCUUCAGAUGUGCUGACAAAUUGAACCCAUAUAAUGUGAAUGUUCAUUUUUAAUUGCAGUAUGCUUUGAAGGAACAGGUUCCCACUUAGGUCUUUCAGUCUGUAAUACAUUAGUAUUCCUGUUUGGUCUACACAUUUUGAUGGUCUACUAAAUUUUAAAUGACUCAAACCUAAGAUGAAGGAAGGUAGCCUAAUAAUCUAAACCCUAUACAUUCUUUUGUGGCUCAUUGAAACCAACUAUUGUAUAUUGUUCCUUGUCUUAUAUUCUUUGCACACCCAAAGUGUGCAAGGAGUGGAGUACUGGGUCCAUGGUGAGCACAGGCCUAUAAGACAUGAAUAAUUCCUUAAGAUUUAAAGGCAAGCUGAAAAGAUUAAAAUAAUAAUACCUAGCUCUAAAAUAAUGCUUUCAUCAAUAGAUUUCAAAGUGCUUCACAAUCUUUAUCCUCUGUGAGAUAAGUAGUUAUGCCCACAUUACAGGUGGGGAAUAGAGAGACUAAGUGACUUACCUCUCAAUCUUACACAGAACAUCUCUGGCAGAGCAGGAAAUCAAACCCCAGGUUUCUCACGUCCUGAUCUAGUGGCCUAACCACUGCACCAUCCUUUCUAAAAGUAAUGGGGUUCUACUUAUACUCCUUUUUUGGUUCAUUACAAUGUAGCCAGAAGCCAUGAAAGGAAUUUUGUGUUUUGUUUUUUAAUUUUUUUCUCCUAGAAAUAGCAAGCCUUCUCAUUCCUCCUUUUGUUGCAGAAUUCACUGUGAGCUCUGAGCACUCAGCUGUUGAAACUUUAACAGAGAUCUUUUCUCCCAAGGUCAUAGGGCAUCUGAGUUAAAUAGUAUUUAAACACUGUAGCCAGAAUAAAAAAUCACCCCUCCCAUCAAAAUGGUCAGGUUUCAUUGCCUUAAAAUUACUGACACUACUAACUUUCCAGACAAUUCCAAGAAAAACAGGGCACACAAGAUGCAAAUGUCUAAUGUGAGGCAUGCUGAAAAAAAGGUUGUUUUUAAAAGGCCCACACCUUCCAGGGCUUCUUGAUGCAUCAUAAAUAAGCCAGAAAGGGACACUAGGGCACCACUACUUCUUUCCUCUAAAGAUCAUCUUUAAGGAAUAGGAGUCUUCAGAUUAAAUUGUCAGUGGAGUUUUGAGGCUUGGCAAAAAACUGGAACGCUGUGCCAAAUUCAACUCACUUGUGUGAAUGGGCACAACCCAAUUGGUUUCAACUGCUCAUACCAAUGAUGAAAAUUUAAGGUGUUAAAAAUAAGAUAAAAAAUAAAGUAAAUAAAAUGUAGAUUAUGUUUUAAGGGCCCACCCUUAGAACUUUAUAUAUCAAGUAAAAACAUUUUAAAUCUGAAAGUGACAUCAAAAUAUUUUGUGUUCUAACAGGAUAUUAUAUUCACAACAUAGUAGACCAUGAGUGCUGUCCUGGACUGGAGAGGGCUUCUGUUACGCAGAAGUGGUAGGGAGCAGGGGCUCUUGGGAGGGCAAAUCCCUACUUUAAUAAAAUGAAUGGUCCUGCUACACCAAGCAAGACCCAGCAACCUGAACACAGAUUUACCAUACUUAAUUCUUGUUCAAGCCAAACAAUGUAAAAUGUGAAAAAAACUACAUGAUGUUAGCAGUGUUGUCGUGGCCAUGUUGGUCCCAGUGUGUUAGAAAGGUGGGUAAGGUAAAGAGAUGAACUUUCAAGGUACACAGAGCUUCUGGUCUGAAGGAAAGCUUGUCUCUCACCAACAGAAGUUGGUCCAAUAAAAGAACAUAAGACAUAAGAAUGGCCAUACUGGGUCAGACCUAAGGUCCAUCUAGCCCAGUAUCCUGUCUUCUGACAGUGGCCAA